Talpa occidentalis (Iberian mole) is the source of this 2218-nucleotide messenger RNA. It is a transcript of the gene ZBTB7B, whose product is annotated as zinc finger and BTB domain containing 7B. The coding region runs from base 275 to 1900 and encodes 541 amino acids. Gene Ontology annotation, molecular function: protein binding; RNA polymerase II cis-regulatory region sequence-specific DNA binding; DNA-binding transcription factor activity, RNA polymerase II-specific. Gene Ontology annotation, biological process: positive regulation of gene expression; regulation of transcription by RNA polymerase II. Lineage: Eukaryota; Metazoa; Chordata; Mammalia; Eulipotyphla; Talpidae. The transcript is spliced from 3 exons. The record is from RefSeq and is a predicted model, not a curated record.
ACGUGCCUGCGGGUGCCAGCUCCGGGCCAAUGGACAGUGAGGACAGCCCCACCCAUCCCCCUCAGGAGGGGCAGGAUCGGCUUGGGCCCAGGAAGGUGCCCACUGCUGCUUAAGUGGCCACUGCUGCUGCUGCCCACCGGUUUUUGUUUGUUCCUAAGUCCUGGGGCCAUUUGUACUGUUUGUAAAGUACAGGCUGGAGAACCAAAGGGAACUGGGAGAGCUCCCAGACUGCUUGGCCCCCAGGAAAAGAAGUGGUUUGGGACUUACGGAGAAGAUGGGGAGCCCUGAGGAUGACCUGAUUGGGAUUCCAUUCCCAGACCACAGCAGCGAGCUCUUGAGCUGUCUCAAUGAGCAGCGCCAGCUGGGCCACCUGUGCGACCUCACCAUCCGGACGCAGGGCCUGGAGUACCGCACCCACCGGGCUGUGCUGGCCGCCUGCAGUCACUACUUCAAGAAACUCUUCACAGAGGGUGGCGGUGGGGCUGUCAUGGGCACAGGGGGCAGCAGCGCCGCCACUGGGGGAGCAGGCGCUGGCGUGUGUGAGCUGGACUUUGUGGGGCCUGAGGCGCUGGGAGCCCUUCUCGAGUUUGCCUACACAGCCACGCUGACCACCAGCAGCGCCAACAUGCCAGCGGUGCUGCAGGCUGCCCGGUUGCUGGAGAUCCCAUGCGUCAUCGCCGCCUGCAUGGAGAUCCUGCAGGGCAGUGGGCUAGAAGCCCCCAGCCCCGACGAGGAUGACUGUGAGCGAGCCCGCCAGUACCUGGAGGCCUUCGCCACAGCCACGGCCUCAGGAGUUCCUAACGGAGAAGAGAGCCCUCCACAGGCACCCCUCCCACCACCACCACCACCGCCACCGCCUCGACCCGUCGCCCGUCGAAGCCGCAAGCCCCGAAAAGCUUUCUUGCAGACGAAGGGAGCCCGGGCAAACCACCUAGUACCCGAGGUGCCCACAGUGCCCAUCCAUCCCUCAGCCUAUGAGGAGGAGGAGAUGGUGGCAGGCAGAGUAGGCAGCAGUGGGGGCAGUGGGCUAGGGGACAGCUACAGCCCUCCCCCUGGAACUGCCUCACCCUCUGAGGGGCCCCUGAGCUACGAGCCCUAUGAGGGUGAGGAAGAGGAGGAAGAGCUGGUCUAUCCUGGUGCCUAUGGGCUGGUGCAAGGUGGCGGACCCCCGCUGUCGCCAGAGGAGCUGGGCUCAGAUGAGGAUGCCAUCGAUCCUGACUUGAUGGCCUACCUAAGUUCCCUGCACCAGGACACCUUGGCCCCAGGCCUGGAUGGCCAGGACAAGCUGGUGCGCAAACGCCGUUCCCAGAUGCCCCAGGAGUGCCCAGUCUGCCACAAGAUCAUCCACGGGGCUGGCAAACUGCCACGUCAUAUGAGGACCCACACGGGCGAGAAGCCUUUUGCCUGUGAGGUCUGUGGCGUCCGUUUUACCCGGAAUGACAAGCUGAAGAUCCACAUGCGGAAGCAUACAGGAGAGCGCCCCUACUCGUGCCCACACUGCCCAGCCCGCUUCCUGCACAGCUACGACCUCAAGAACCACAUGCACCUGCACACAGGGGACCGGCCCUAUGAGUGCCACCUGUGCCACAAGGCUUUCGCCAAGGAGGACCACCUGCAGCGCCACCUCAAGGGCCAGAACUGCCUGGAGGUGCGCACCCGGCGGCGCCGCAAGGACGAUGCUCCACCCCACUACCCACCACCCUCAGCCACAACCCCAUCCCCUGCUGGCCUCGACCUCUCCAAUGGCCACUUGGACACCUUCCGUCUCUCUCUGGCUCGGUUCUGGGAGCAGUCAGCCCCAACUGGGCCUCCAGUCUCCACCCCGGGGCCCCCUGAUGAUGAGGAGGAGGAGGGGGCACCCACUACGCCUCAGGCUGAAGGUGCCAUGGAGUCCUCUUAAAGAGGGAUGGGCUGGAGCAGCAAGGCCAGAGACACCCAUGCCAAGCAGUGGGAGCACACAGGACUGAGUUGGGUCAGGGUCACUGAGGCUUUAUGCCUCAGUAAUCAAACCCUGCUCCCCCCCCCCCCAAGCCCUCAUUCCAGUUCCAAGCUGAGAAAGUUUGGGGGCAGAUGCUCCCCAGAUUGGGGUGAUCUCCCAAGGAGUGAUACAUAAGAUAUUAUGUAUAUAUUUACAGCUCUAUUUGUAAAGGUGGGGUCCCUGUCUUCAGCUGCUCCUGGGGAGUAGACGCAAUAAUGUAUUUCUGAUUUGUGGGGUCCC